UCCCAAUCUUCUUGGUGUGCACAGUAAAAACUACACAUCACCUUUUGCCUCAUAUGAUCUAUGGACUAUAGAUCAUAAGAUUAACAUAUGAUUGACUUACAAGUUAUAAUUUCACAUACGCCUAAUUCACCAAAAUGCCACGCGCACUCUUUCACAGUCACCUUCCAGUCACCACAUCUGACCACCACCCAACAGCCACGGCUGACCACCAGUAUUCCAAGUCAGUAAAGACCAAAAAGCCCCUGACUUUAUCACUCCCACCGCACACUCCCCUGCCUAUUUGUGUCAUUUCAGCCCUCUGCCUUCUCAUAGGUGUCGCCGGAGUCGUAUUCUUUUUCCUCGCAGUCCUCCGCCCCAGACCCACCCCCGUCUUCCGCUGCGGCCGCAUCGAGGACACCUUUCGCGCAUUCUACUCAGGCCAACUUGGUGGCGCAGCAGCCGGAGACUCCGGCGUCGCUGACCGGCCAAAAGUCCAUGGGUUCGUCGGAAUCCAAACCGGGUUCUCCUCCGGCGAUCGCCGCAAGGCUUUGAGGAGUACUUGGUUCCCUUCUGAUCCUGAGAAUCUUCUCAGGUUGGAGCAGGCUACUGGUCUGGCCUUUAGAUUUGUAAUUGGACGGUCUAAAGAUGCGAAGAGGAUGGAAAAUCUCGAGAAAGAAAUUGAGAAGUACAGGGAUUUUAUGAUUAUAGAUGUUGAGGAAGAAUACUCAAAACUUCCACACAAGACGUUGGUAUUUUUUAAAGCUGCUUUUAAGCUGUUUGAAGCAGAUUAUUAUGUUAAAGCCGAUGAUGACAUUUAUUUGCGCCCUGAUCGACUAGCAACUCUUCUGGCAAAAGAGAGAACCGAUCCAAGGACAUACAUUGGCUGUAUGAAGAAAGGACCAGUCAUUACUGACCCAAAAAUGAAGUGGUAUGAGAAAUCUGGACAUCUAAUCGGAAAUGAAUACUUCUCACAUGCUUAUGGUCCUAUCUAUGUUCUUUCUGCAGAGGUGGUGGCAUCACUGGCAAUUGCUAGGAACAACAGCUUGAGAAUGUUCAACAAUGAAGACGUCACAAUCGGAUCUUGGAUGCUUGCUAUGAAUGUCCAUCACGAAAAUAACAGGGCAUUGUGUGAUCCUCGAUGCACGCCCACAUCUAUUGCAGUUUGGGACAUACCAAAAUGUUCAGGUUUAUGCAAUCCGGUUAAGAAGAUGAUGGAACUUCAAAAGAUCGACAUGUGUUCCAAGAGCCCUACACUGCCACCUGAUGAUCGGUAAAUUUGGGUAACUUUCUAUCGAGUUCCUGAGGCCAGUGUUGAAGGAUCGGCAUGUUAUGGAAGCACGAUAGAUUGCUGUGCUUCAUGUGUAUGCUACACCAUAUUCAUAUAUUCAUCGACCAUGUAUAGUAUUCUAUUUAGCAAACCUUUUUUCAGUUUUAUUAUGUGAAUGAUGCUCUUGCUAUAUAUUGAUUGUAUGGUAUAUUGGAAAUUUUAUGGUUCA
Olea europaea var. sylvestris is the source of this 1475-nucleotide messenger RNA. Its product is annotated as probable beta-1,3-galactosyltransferase 12. Gene Ontology annotation, molecular function: hexosyltransferase activity. Bases 135 to 1253 code for a protein of 372 amino acids. The transcript has 7 exons. NCBI's taxonomy places the organism in Eukaryota, Viridiplantae, Streptophyta, Magnoliopsida, Lamiales, Oleaceae. The record is from RefSeq and is a predicted model, not a curated record. Gene Ontology annotation, cellular component: Golgi membrane.